This is a messenger RNA of Plodia interpunctella (Indianmeal moth), 8251 nucleotides long. RefSeq lists its product as uncharacterized. The coding region runs from base 283 to 1740 and encodes 485 amino acids. Lineage: Eukaryota; Metazoa; Arthropoda; Insecta; Lepidoptera; Pyralidae. The transcript has 15 exons. The record is from RefSeq and is a predicted model, not a curated record.
CUCUAUAGUGAAAGGCAGUGAAAGAUUGAAGAAAGGAAAGGAGUUAGGAGACAACAAAAUGGCUGAUGCAUCGAGCAAGGUGUGUCACGGAUAAAUCGAGCAAUCAUCGGAUUACCUGUGAUUUCAGUGAAAAGUUUUGGUGUUUAUUAUUGCUGCGGCGCAGCGGGCUACGCGUCAGCCCCAUCGCGCGGCACCGUCGCCGGCGCCCGGGGACUCGCCCCGCGUCUCGCGCGCGUCUUUGGAGCCCUAGCUCCUGCUAUACCGUGAGCGGAGCGCCGAAGGAUGUCGUCCCGCCGCAACGGGUCGGUCUCCCGCGCAGCGGAGACAGCCUCCAAGAACCGGCUGCACAUGGACAGGAAUCCGCAGCAUUCCCGGAUCAAUGCAGACCCCUCGAAUCCCGCCGGGCGUCGCAAGGAGAUCGACAACGUGAUGAAGAGGGCCAGGCAGGCGUCCCCCGGCAGCUGGGACAGGAAGCUUCUCGAAGUGGAGGAGAGAGAUCCAAACAGAUGGCGUCACACGGGCUACAAACAGUUAUAUCUUGAGGGCGGUGGCUCGCCGAAGCGAUCGCCUGUCGCCGGAAGACGCUCUCGAACUCGAUCGCCGCCGCCGCGGCGUUCGCGAACGCCGGUCGCCCGACGUUCGCGAACACCGCUCGCUCGCCGCUCGCCGCGUAAAUCCCGUUCGCCGCGGCGGAGCCCCAGGCGGAGCCCUAUCAGACGCAGCCCCCCCCCGCGCCGGCGCCCCGCGCGCCCCUCCCCGCGCCGCGCGAGGCCCCCCUCACCUCCCCCGCGACAGUCGUCCGGAUCAGGGUCCUCAGUGAGCAGUUGCUCGGACGAAUCAUGUUCUGUGUGCUCAGCUAAGAACAAGAAACCUGGAGCGCCCCCUGUCCCCCCCAAGGGGGCUAAACCCCCCCCACCCAGGCCCAAAUCAAAAUCACCGAAUCGUAAACGACCGGCGCCUGCGCGUGCGGUCCAACCGACUAGAGAACUCCUCAAAGCGAGGGAGGCCAGCAAGAGGAGUCGGGAGGAGAAGGUGUUGGAAUGGCAGCGCUCCCAGCUGUCGGCGCACCCCCCCCGCGCGCCCCUGCCCGCGGCGCACAUCAAGCGCGAGGGCGAGCGCCGCCCGGCCGCCGCCGCCCCCUCCCCCUCCCCCGCCCCCGCCCCCGCGCCCGCGCAGCGCGCCCCGCGCUCGCCGCCCGCGCGCGGCGUGUCGCCCGCCGCUAUCGCCGCCGCGCUCGCCGACAGCGACGACAGUGAGACCACGGCCAGCGACGAGCCGCCGCAGAGACUAACCCUAUCGGAGCGAUUUGGCAAAAUGGCCCAAUGGUCGGCCGAUCGUUCGGCUCGACUCGAGAAUAUGCGCAUUACUAGAAGAGAGGCGACUCUCCACGUGAGGAUAGAGAGGGACGAGGAAGCCCACGCGGCAGAGAUGGCCGCUGCAGAGCCUUACGUCGGCGCGGAUCCAGAGCCUUUGGGCAGCUAUCCAGAGGAGCUGUUGGCUGUGGCGCCCAGCGGCCUUCCGUCAUGGGAUGACGUCAGAGUGCGUUAUGAUUAUUACAAGAAGAGGGGUUAUCUCAGAGGACUCACCCUCGGAGAUUAUGUGAAGUGGGAAGAAUGGUGGUACAAAUACCAGGAAUGGCUUAAACGUGAACGCGCGUACGAGCGUUGGGCGGACGCCGACAUGGGAGGAUCUACGCGGCGCGAGCGCCGCCGCCGCGGCGGGCGGCACCGGCGCAGCUGAGGGCGCGCCGCCCCCGCCGCGGUCCUCAGCGUGGACCUGGGGGGGGCGCCGCGACUGUAAGCGGCACCGACGUGUAGCGGGUGACCUAGCAGUUUAGGCAUGCGUUUAUGUGUUGGACAAACAGACAAAAUAUAUAGUGAUUUAGUGAAAAAAAAAGUGUUUAUUCUUAGUGUAUCGAGUGAAAUAUAGGGAUGUCUCGAAGCGGACUGUAAAUUGUAUAAAGUUAUGACGCAAUUAAUAAUUGGCUAUUCGUCAAAGUCGAAUCUGAUACUUUUUACUAAUGUAAAAAACGAAAUUUUAUAUGAAGCUUAUGGGACAGUGAUGUAUUGUGACGUCACGGAUUUGGGAGUCAAAAAACACUUCUAAUAUACAUCGAUGAGAGCGAAAAUACAGUAAAACUCGUAAUCAAUAAACAGUUUUAGGGUGAAUUUCACGAGCGUUCUGAACUCCGCCGCGGGCUCUCAUUAGUGUUUAUUAAAUUGUACCGUACACAGUAAUCAAUUUAAUCAUCCUAUUUUAUAAAUGUACAAUGUUAAUUUUAUAAAUGUUUUAUUUAAAAAAAAAGAUUAUUCAAAAAAAUGUGCGACACUAAUGUAACGCUACACGCCGCGUUCAAACAGUCAUGAAAUUCACCCUUUAUUGAUUACGAGAUUUACUAAUUUAAAUUAAUCAAACACGAUAAUUUAAUAUCACAUUGAUAUUCAUGAUGGUCAUAAAUUAAUUACAUAAUUACUUUAAGUCAUCUCUUACAGGUACAAAUCGAGUAUCGCCUCAUAUAGUUAUAAUAUUUAAAUAUAACAUUUGCAUUGUUAUAUAAUCGUCACACUAAUAUAUCUAUCAACUAGAUGUUGCCCGGGGCUUCGCUCCCGUGGGAAUUUUGAUAUAAAAUAUAGCCUAUCAAUCUUGGGUAAUGUACCUUUCUAAUAUAGAAAGAAUUUAAAUCGGUUCGGUAGUUUCGGAGAUUAUCCGCCUCAAACAUACAAACUCACAAACGCUUACCUCUUUAUAAUAAUAGUAUCUAUCAAUUGAUGUGACAUUAAAUUAUCGUGUUAUGUGAAUAACUACAUACAUUUUAUGUUUUAUUCAGUUGAGUAGCCAAUUAUAACCCCCAUUUGUUUGAGUACUUAAGUACUUAUAUCAAAAUCUAGACGUGUUUUUUUUUUAUUCCAGAAAGUAGGUAAUUAAUAAUUUAAAAAAAUAUAUCUUAGCACAUUAUUGUAUUGUAUGAAUAUAUAAAUGUAUAAAACUAAAAAAAUAUCUGGUUAUUCUGUUCUGGUCUGGUCUGAGUGAAGGAAAAACAUAGAAUGUGCCAGCUACUUCUCUUCCCGCGAAUAUUGUAAAAGUCUAUCAAGGGAAAAUGCUAUGAAUUGUAGAUUCUUCUCUAUCACCCACAAAUUGAGCGAAACGCACAUUGUGCGAGGCUGUCAUAUUGAGAAGCGGACAUUAGUGUACAUUUUGCUAAGUGUACAUUUUGAGCAGUGCACAUUUUGUGAAGUGUCCAUUUCGAGUAGUGUACGUUUUGGCGAAUUGUUCAUUCUGCGUCAAGUGUGCAAAUUUUGCGAAAUGCACAUUUUGCGCCAGGCCCUUUAACUUUUAGUCAGGGACCGCUAUCCCUUUCACGGGAUUGGUUCCAUGGGUUUGAUUUCGAAAGUCGUUCGGUGCUGUAACCCGUUCAAUUUGCUUUGGUAAGCGCUGUAUCAACGACUACAAAACCCUUUCUUUGAGGUAAGUCAUAUGAAGGGUUUAUCCGUUCAGAUAGCAGUCUAAUUUAUGCUUUAAGCUCAGGCCAUACGGUCUUAAUUUGAAUAUAUUGGAAUGCACAAUAAAUACCUACUAAGCGCGUGCGGUACAGCGGUGCGUUAUUAUUUACACGAUUCAAUGUGUCAUUUCGUGUCUUUUAGGCUCUUUACACACGGAGCUACGCAAAUUUGCACAGGAGUGGGGUGUGAUGAAAACUACCCCCGCAGGCAUUUAAGGGGAAAGCCAAACAGGGUAAGCGCUAUAACGAACGGGUUACCCCCUACGAUAGAGUUAGCCUUAUCACAUGGGAAACAUUGGUUUAAUUGUACAGUAUAGCAAUUCGCGGAAAUAAUUAAAAAUCACAAUGAUAACAACGGAUUUUAAGAGCAAAUUGGUUUGUGAGUGAAAAAUUACGUACGGCCGCUGUCAAUGUCAGAAUGACGGUCGCCCGCUAUGACAGCCACAACUCGAUUCGGGGUUACCCGCUCUUAAAUUAAAAUCGAUUAUUCAAAUAAAUGGCGCUCGUACAAAAUACGCAAUACGCAUAAUAGAUAAACAACUUAAUUUCAAAAUUUAAACAAUAACUGAUUUUAACAAUUGAUUAAUAUAAAACGCGCCGUUAUAUACAUAUUUAAAAUAUAGUACCUCCUACUAUUUUGGUCGUUUUCGAAUAUAAAAUGCUUUAUGUAAUUUCUGUAAUAGGUAUACAUAUUAUCUGAAUGGCAGAGAAGAUAAUCAAGAUUAUUAGUGGAUAUUGUUAAGUGUAAAUAACUUAACUUACUUUUGAACAAAAAAUAUUCUAACCUCUACUUUCAUUGCACACUUCUAUCGCAACGCUGUCAACUACUAAAAUGAAGAUCAUUGAAAAUAGAGUUUUUUAAGCGUCCUCUGUGGAUACACUUUGCAUUGACAAUGAAUUCGAUGUCAGCUCUCGAGUUGUCAAUGUAAAGUGUGUCUACAGGGAACGACAUAAAGCCCACUUUUCAAUGUUCGUCAUUUUGCGAGGGGGGAGCGGUGCUCUAGAAGUUUGUUAUAAACUUAAAACCGAUCAAUAUAUCGUUUAAAUUGAUGAGAUUUUGUAUUUAUUUCAUUUAUUUUUCGUUAAAAUAGGAUAAUUAAUUAAGGAUUUUAAUGUAAUGACUUGCACAGACGCUGUGCAAUGUACGUGUGCGUUUUUGGAUGAAAUUAUAACACGUGAUUACGGUCCAGAAAGAAACCCACGCGCACGUGUUACGCAAUAUUUGUGCACCUAUCUUAAAACGUAUGUAUAAUAUACUGUAUACAUAAAACAUAUUAACGAAAAUAAAUAAAAAAAUAUUAUAUAUAUAUAUAUAUAUAUAUACGUCUCAUUUGAGUGUUUUAAAUUAAUACUAUGAUAUUGAUUAAGAUAAGUAUCAUGUACGCGGGAAAUCUGCGUGUAUGUGUUCGCUGCGGUCAGGUUUGAUUGUUAUAAUACGUUUGGCGUGUUUAUUUUGCAGUGAAUAUGAGUGAACUUAAGUAGAAAAUUCGUUUCUUUUUCUAUGUUCCUUUCAGUAUAUUAAAAAAAAUUAACUAAUGGAAUAACGAAGUAUAUAAAAUGAACAGAAUUUUUGUUAUCCAAGCUUUCAGUGUUUAAUCAAAUUAAGGCCGCCAUUGUAUAAUCUUUUAAAAAACUGCCAACACGCCAGUUGCGAUAAAACACGCCUGGCGUGUUUGCGAAUUCAAUUAGAAACGCGCGACGCGCACGCCACGUUUUCGAAAUAUAAAUUGACACGUAAAAUUUACAACCUACGACGCAUAAAAGGGUAAUUGAGGUCGUACCUCGUCUUAGAAUAUAUAGGUUUUAAAUAUACAUAACAAGGUUAUGAUAGAACACGAUCAAUUUCAUAGGAUUAGAGGGUUAACAUCAUAAACAAGAAAAAUAUAUAUAUUUUUAAUUCAGUUUUUAUUUCAUAAUCGUCAGCCAUUUUGAUAUCCCCACUGCUGGGGCAGUUGCCUACUUUAUGGAUUGAUAUGGAGUAUGGGCUAUGACCCAACAUGCGGGCCCAAUUCAGUUUGAUGGGUCAGAUUUUUCUCCCAUUGUCCGUUUUAAUACAAAGGCACAAACAUAGACAAACAAAUGAUAAGAGAGGACAAUAAAAUAAAAAAACUAUUUUAUACAUAACUAGUUAAGUUAUUCGUAGAACAAUAGUUGUUAUUAAAAAAUCAUUAUUCAUGUUAGGAUGAUAUACAUCACUUAUUGACGUCAAAAAUUACUAAAAACUAAGUCAAUCGCGGACCUCCAAAGCGCAGGUGAAGAAGCAGCGCAACAAACUUCACCCAGUCUCUUCUUCAAAGCAGACACUUCAAGAAAGUUUGUCGUGAUGUUAGCUUUUUUAGUCCUACGAGAUUCUUGAUGUUUUAUAUGUAACCGUGUUUAUUAAUAGCUUAUAUAAAUUGUAAAUACGCGAGAAAUCUCUGUAGAUUUUAUAGUAAUAUUAGUAAUAAAGAAGUACAUUCAGUAAUUGAAAAGGUGAAUUUCAAACACUAUUGUAAAACGUCAAUGUUUUGGAAACUUAAGAUAAAAUUCAUAUUUAACUUGAAUUUUUGUGGUCCAGUAGUUAAGACGCUCGCCUGUGACCGAAAUGUCCACUUGCUUCCGGUGAAGGAAAACACGAGAAAACCUGCACACUGCUUGACUGUUACCUGCAUUAACGUAUGUGACACCUUACCACUACAUAUGGCAGCUGUAAUAGUAAUGACCGAUGCCUUUAUCCAGACACAGAUCUAGCUAAUAUACACACACACUCGAUAAAAAAAUAUGGAAUAUAAAUUCUAGUGUUUAAAAAUCACCUUCCUUAGCAUAUAACUUAACGUUUGAACAAAUAAAUUUAUGUAAUUAUAUCGCUAUGUAUUGUAAGUUUGAGAUUCACGAAAAAUCAUGUCUGCUUGUAAUUUAAUGUAAUGUAAAGUGUGUCUUCAGACGAUGUUUUAAAGCUUACUUUUCAAUGAACGUCAUCUUGCGGGGGAGCGAUGUAGUAGAAGUGUGCUAUGAUUUUAACUCGUCUAGUAUAUAAUAAUAUUUGUAGGACGACCCUUACUCCGAUAUAAUGUUGCGCGUCACUCAAAACUGCUGCAUAAUCUGAACGUUAGGGUCGCUGCAAUAUUCAUAAAUUAUAUGUACAUUAAGUUAGUAUCUGGUAGAAUAACAGUUUUUUAUACUAGCAUUAUUAAUAUAAUGUCAAGAAUGACAAUGUGAAAUCUCAAACCGAAACUUCGAUAGUUGAUGAGACAUUGAUGCGUAGACAAAGAACAUUGUAGACCUUGUUUUUCAAUUUCGCUCAUGCAAGAAUAUGCAGUGAGUUAUACAUACAACAACAUAAAAUAGUUAACCCGUCGAUCGCUUAAAGCUAAAUAAUGUUUAAACUCUUGUACUUCGCAAAAUUUGGCAUUUUAUGAAUAACAGAGAUGGUCUACAGUUUUGUUUGAAUAGGCGACCCGCAAGGGAAUCUUUCCAUCUCUUUCACACGUAAGAUUUGUGCUUGAGACGAUAAAUGUGCUCAUCAGUUGACGUGUCACACUGGUCGAAAGUCACUGUCGUACUAACAGUCAACUGUAUAAAAUGGCGAAUGCCCUCAUUAUGAAGUCUUGCCCUGUUAUUAAUGAAAAAGUCAAAGCGGUUUUAUGCUAAAUUAUGCUUUGUCACUGUCGAACUUUACAAUAUUUUACAUUGACAGAACGAGACAAAACAUACUUUAAACUGUGCUUAAAUUUUUUAAAGAAUGACAUGGUUAUUUAUUAUGGAAUACAUAAUUAUUUAUUUAUAUUUUGUAGACGUAACUAAGGCUAGUUAAAUGUAUUCUUGAAUCCGAUAGUUUUAUGCUCGUCCAUUGUAACCAAGAUAUAUUCGAACGUCCAAGCCAUAAUUAUAGGACUCAAUUGGAAAACACUUAAAAAUAAUUAAAAUCUGAACAAGCUAAAAAUAUCAUUUUGUUUUUUACUUAGUAGCCUCAAUUCAGUGUUCAAAACGAUGUCUGUGACAAACUCACUCAUCGCGUGUUUUUAGAAUUGAGCCAGUAAACUGAAACACGCGUGGUGUGUUACCGCGUAUUAUAAAGAUUUGUUUGUGUGUUCGGGGCUUCGCUCCCGUGGGAAUUUUGAGAUAAAAUAUAGCCUAUAGCAAUCUUGGAUAAUGUACGUUUCUAAUGGGGAAAGAAUGUUUGAAAUCGGUCCGGUAGUUUCGGAGAUUAUCCGCCUCAAACAUACAAACUCACAAACGCUUACCCCUUUAUAAUAAUAGUAUAGAUUAGCUGAAAUGGACUGGAAACUAUAGAGACAACGGACAACAGUUUAACUGGUACUUAUAGAGAAAUCUUUUCCCAUUUGGUUCCCUCGUCCGUAGUAUAGUUUUCUUAGUCUAUGGUCGGACCUUCUUUCAUAAAAAAAAAAAAAGAAACAUAAUUUUAAUUAAUAUACGUUUAAAUUUUUUAUGAAUAAGACGGUAACUCUAACAUAUUAAUCAUAUGUACAUUAAGUACUGGCAAAAGCGCGGCCUCGCCGUUCCGUCGCGCUGCGCUCCGUCAUCGGAUGAACGCAGUGUUGUGUGUAAUUGAAUUUCGUAUGUACAACACAUCGGCAACGCUGCGUCGACGCAGCGCAGCGGGACACAGCAGUGGGGUAGCAAUAAUUCGUGUGAAAUUCCUGUAAUGCUUGAAGUCGCUUUUUUAUUUUUUAAAUUUUACUUAGAUUUUAACUUGGAAUCAUGUCAUAGACGUUAGCGAUAAAAAUAAAAUAAAAAAUAUUUAUAUCUGUA